Elgaria multicarinata webbii is the source of this 3472-nucleotide messenger RNA. Its product is annotated as pulmonary surfactant-associated protein D-like. The transcript has 6 exons. Lineage: Eukaryota; Metazoa; Chordata; Lepidosauria; Squamata; Anguidae. The record is from RefSeq and is a predicted model, not a curated record. Bases 2295 to 3059 code for a protein of 254 amino acids.
UCUCCUUGUGGCUGCAGUCCUGUGUGCAUUUAUAACGUAUCUACAAUACCAAAAUCAGUCAUAUCUACGUGUCCACAAUGGCAAACCUACCGUUGGGAUAGACAAGAGCAGCCUGAGGCUAUCCAUAUGGCUCCUGAUCUCAAAGGCCCCAUAGGAAUCUCAUAGGUUCUUACACCCACCACUGUUAAGCGCACCAGUAGUUUAGCAGGGUCUCCUUUUAUUACAUGCUCAGUCUUCAGUCCUAUGCACAAUUACCUGGUGUGAAUAAGAGACCUAGAUACCAUCCACGCUAGACUUUCCCCCUGUUAUUGUACCAUCCUCCUCACUCUGAACCCAAAAAGCAAAACUUGUGUUCCCAUCAUUUCCACUACUUUCUUCUGAUAUUUACCUGACCUGAUUUGUGAUGGUUUUUCCUUCUCUGUGCUGUCAUUGCAUAACUAAUUCCAGUGUGGACAAGUGACAUGGUCUUGUUACACCUGAAUUGUGGGAGUGGUUUAGCCCAAACAACCCAUUUGACAUCCUUUCUGCCUCACCUCCACCUUUUGCAUCAUUUCCCACCAUUUUAUGUUCUUUGUCUUCCAUGGCUUCAGCCACCUCACCUCUGGCAACAUGUCCCCGUUUUUUGAGCAGACAGUUUUCACUUUGAAUUUUUAUUUCUCUGGGAGGGUUUUGCCACCUUGAGAGGGCUUUUCCCUGAAAGGCAGCCUAAAAGUAAUUUUAAAUAAACAUAAUUUUGUAGUUGUUUUUUCUCCCUGGGGUUAUUUCAAGUGCACAUCUAUGCAGCUGUGCCCAUCACAACAUACUUGUUUUCAUUAUUCCCCCACACAAACACACACAUCUCUCCCACUGAGCUACAGAAGAAGGAGGGAAGGAGGAUUUGGGGGAAAGUUACCAUACUUGCUGUUGUGUUUUGCUAAACACAGGAGCUUUUUUCCCAUCAAAGACUUCCAGUUGAAAGUCACCUUUAGGGGGGGGAACAAAACAGUGGUUUUUUGUAGUGCUGUGCUCCUCUCCGUUCCGGAUCCCUGGAUCUGGAGUGGAUCAGGCCGAUCUGGACCCCCUAAAUUCACAUCCGAAUUGGGUUGGGGGAGGUCCAGAUUGGUUCAGAUUGAUCCAAACCGAUCCAGAGCUCCGGACGCCAUUUUGGGUCAAACCGCAUUUUUUUUCAUUGACUUGCAUUGGCCUAAAGCAAUACCUCUAACUUUUUAUUUUUAUAGCUAGAAACAUGAAAGUUGGUGAGCUUACAGAUACCUUGGAGAUACUUACGUGUGCCCAAUGUUAGACAGAUCUGUACAUCGGUUUUCUUGCAAUUAUUUUUAAAAAAAAUGUGAUUUCCAGUCAAUUAAAAGUGCUAUAACUUCCACAUUUUUCAAGAUACACACAUGUAACUUUGCAUUGUGAUAGAACCUACACAGGGCUUUAGGCAUGCCAAUUUUGAAGCAAAUAGAUUCAUCCACUGAUUUUUAGGAAUUUUUUAAGGUUUUACUCUCAAACCAUCCUCCCAUUUACAAAAAUGCAUUCAUCUCCGUCAUUUUUCAAGAUGUAACUGAACAACAUGAUAGCUUGUAAAUAGGAAUUUAGACAUGCCAAUGUUGAAGCAUAUCAGUUCAUCCCCUGACUUUUUAGGAAUGUUUUAAAGUUUGAGAUUUUAAAAUUCUUAUUUUUAAAAUGUGCUGUCUUUUUUCAAGAUACACACAUGUAACUUUGCACCUUGAUAGAACCUAAGUAGGGCUUUAGGCAUGCCAAUAACGAAGCACAUAGGUUCAUCUGCUGAUUUUUAGGAUUUUUUUAAAAAAUUACUAUUUCCCUCUUCACAAAAAUGCAUUCAUCUCCGUCAUUUUUAAAGGUAAAGAGAGGAAACUCAGCACUAUGUUAGCAUCUACAUAGGCCCUUAAGCAUGCCAACAUUGAUCACAUGUUGUCACACUCUUUUGCAAUGCAGUGCUUUUUUAGAGAACUUUAAAAAAAAAGCAAAGGUUGAUUUGAUUUAACAAACAGAGACUUUGGUAAUAUCCAAUUUCUGCAGCUUGCUUCAUCUGAUCUUUUCUUCAACAAUCCUUGCUUCCUGUUUGGCAGGUGAGUUUAGGGUAAGGGAGUGGAUUCCGGGGGAGCUCCCACAGUCAGAGUGAAACCAGAAUGCAAUAAAUUCCUCUUUGGAGAGAAGGGAUAGUAAGAGAAUCUGAUCUUGCUAAAUCAUACAGAGAGAGAACCUGUGUAAGUGUUAAAAGUGGGGUGGCUGGUGAAGAAGAGACUUAUACUAGAAAAAGGAAGCAAGCCCUGAUCUCAUCCUGAGAUAUGCAUCUUCAUUCCUUCUACAUCCUUGUGCUGGGAGUGUCCUUGGUGAGAACGUCAACACCUGAGCCAUGCAGAUGUGAAGAGAAAGUGAAUUCCUGCAUGGUUGUCACUGGAACUAAUGGACUGCCAGGCACCCCAGGGAGCAAUGGAUUACCAGGAAGAGAUGGGAAGGAAGGUCCUCGGGGUGAAAAAGGAGAGCAAGGAUUACGAGGGAUUCAGGGGCCCCCAGGAAAGGCUGGGCCUCCUGGCUCUAAAGGAGAUCAAGGGGAAAAAGGUCCCAGAGGUGACAGUGGCAGCAGAGAACUUGAGCUUCUUAAAACUCACGUUAAUGAUUUGCAAGCAGAGCUGAAGGCUUUUCAACAGAAUGCAAGAGCAACCCAGAGAGCCAUUCUAGGUCAUCUUUUCCCAAACAGCACAAGAGCAGGAGAGAAAAUAUUUGUUUCCAAUGGUGCUGAAGGUGAUUUUGAGACUUCCAAAGCAUUAUGUUACCGUAUUGGUGGCCAGAUUGCUUCUCCAAGGAAUGAAGAAGAAAACAACGCCAUACUGAAUCUUGCUGCAAAGCAGGGAAAGUUUGUAUUUCUUGGAAUGAAUGACCAGGAGACAGAAGGAGUCUUUAAGCAUCUAAAUGGCGACCCAAUGGAAUACUCAAACUGGGCAAAAGGUGAACCCAAUGGAGUACAUGAGGACUGCAUAGAGCUGUAUAUGGAUGGCAAAUGGAAUGACAAUGUCUGUACUAAAUCUCAGUCAAUAAUUUGUGAAUUUUAAGCUUUCUUUCUGAAUGUUUCUACAUCUAUUAAGGCAGGAUUUACAAAUCUGCUACACAAAUGACCAUGAAUCUCCUAGUGAUGUUCGCAUAUAACUCAGUCUUAUGGACAAGAUCCCUUGUACAGUGAGAGUCAAGAAAAACCCCUAUAUAUAAAAAUGUCUGCUAAUUGUAUUGGUCGAAGUGCUGAACAUGUGCUGGCCCAUAUCACAGAACUCAUUUCCACAUGGAUCACUUCAGAGGGUACUUGUACAAUUAGAGAACAUGUGUGUAAUGCAAUUAGUACUGCUAUCAUGAAAAAUUGAGUCCAUUAAUAUACAAAUGCUCCAUUUUUACUUAAAUGCUUCACCACCAGUGUUGUAAAUAUAGAUUAUCUGUAUGUAUACAUAAUAAAUUUCCCACUUUAAUAUGAUAA